Triticum dicoccoides is the source of this 1357-nucleotide messenger RNA. RefSeq lists its product as uncharacterized. Bases 272 to 1090 code for a protein of 272 amino acids. The record is from RefSeq and is a predicted model, not a curated record. Lineage: Eukaryota; Viridiplantae; Streptophyta; Magnoliopsida; Poales; Poaceae. The transcript has 3 exons. Gene Ontology annotation, molecular function: nucleic acid binding; zinc ion binding.
AGAGGAGUGAGAGCGCAAACCACAUGCUGAAGUCAUACAUGCCCCCCGCCAGCCCGAUGCACGUUUUCGUCCGUCAAUACAUGAGGCUUCAGUUCGACCGUGAGCGUGAUGAAAGCUACGAGGAGAAGAGAACAAUGAUUGGGUGCGCAGUGCGGCGGACAAACCUUGCAAUAGAGCGGCAUGCAAGCAAAAUAUAUACAAGGAAUAUGUUUGAGGAAUUUGGACGCUUACUAAUAGAAGCAACUGCAUACAAUGUUACUGAAAAGAAAAUAUGAGGAAAUAUAUAACUACUCACAAUAAUGCAGCCAAACGAGAGAAGUGGAGCAGGGUGGAGUAUGAAGUUACAGUUAACGAAGACAGAACAAUAUUCACGUGGGAAUGUGGUCAAUUUGAGCACACAGGCAUGCUUUGCUGCCAUGCUUUGCGGGUGAUGGAGAUUCUACAUCUUGAUGAAAUCCCUAGAUAUCAUAUCUUGAAAAGGUGGACAAGAGAUGCUAGAGAUGUACUACCGGAGCACCUGGCUCAGUACCAGAAAGACAAAUCGCAUAAUUUGUCUUUCACGUACAUGCAUUCAACAUUAUAUUUUAAAGCCAUGGAAGCUGUUCGGAUGGGGGAUGCAAGUGCUGCAUGCUAUGACUACAUGAAUUCUGGACUCGACUCCCUGCUGCGGGGUGGAGCACCUCUGGCGGCCGUGCGUGAUGGAUUGGCAUUCGAGGAUCGUCUAAAUGACAAUGGAAAUGUUAGUGCAGCGUGUAACGGCCAAAAUGAUAAUGCAGUUCAGGAGGCUGAGCAAUGCAACAGUGCUGUGAAUUCUGUGGGCAUGAAUGAACUUCACUGCCUUGCAGCUCCGGAAAAGCGUAGAGGUGCUGGCAGGCCGACAAGCAGCAGGGAGAAGGCACCAUAUGAAGGGCUGAGUAAGAGAACCAGGUUCUGCAGCAUUUGCCGGCGCGAGGGGCACAAGAGGACGACAUGUCCAGAACGAGGGGAUGCUCCGAAGAAGCCGCGGAAGCCAAGCAAGUGCAAGAACUGCGGAAUAGAGGGGCACCGGCGGAACACAUGCAAGAGGCCUCUUGGGUUUGCCGAGAGCUGAGCAGUGCAAUCUCCAUUCAAUGACUCUGAUUUCUUUUUUUCCGUGAGUCAUGUAUCUCAUUUUCCUGAUAUUGCUUUGAUGAGGCAAGGAGAAAAAAAGGGGUGAUGCUGUGGGAAGAAAAUGUAAUUUGGUCUGAGAUAAACUGUCCAUGUUUUCAACAAUGGUCGCGUGUGUCUUUGAACACAUGUAAGAAUUUAUCGUUUCAAGAAUAAUUUUGUAGUUCCAAUGUUUUUUAGAAUAAGUGUUUCGCUCUUGUAAGGGCGAGAG